AAAGAAAAAAAAACCUGAAAAGCGAAAACAAAGUUUCACAUGGUGUGGUUAAAGGAUACACAUGUGAGGAUUUCAGAAUAUUUGAGUUAUUUCUUUUAACAUAUCAGCUGUUCUUCUGUGUUCAUAGCAGCCAAAAUGCCAAAGUCUAAAAGAGAUAAAAAAGUUUCAUUGACGAAAACAACUAAAAAGGAUCUGCAGUUUAAACAGCAGCUUGUUGAUGAAAUCAGAAGAUGCAUUGAAAACUAUUCAAGAAUAUUUGUCUUUUCAGUACAAAAUAUGAGGAAUGCCAAACUGAAGGACUUGCGCAGUGAAUGGAGACACAGCAGAUUCUUUUUUGGAAAGAACAAAGUAAUGGCUUUGGGUCUAGGGAAGACUGCAGAGACUGAAGUACAGGAUAAUCUGCACAAGUUGGCAAAGCAGUUGCGUGGUCAGUGCGGUUUGUUGUUCACUAAUAAAACAAAAGAGGAAGUGCUUGAGUGGUUUGACAACUUCAGCCAGGGUGAUUAUGCAAGAUCAGGUGGAGCAGCAACAGACACAAUAGUAUUGCCUGCAGGUCCCUUGUCUCAAUUUCCUCACUCCAUUGAGCCACACCUAAGAUCUCUCGGCAUGCCUACAAGCCUUCAGAAAGGUGUUGUUACACUUGUCAAGGAUUACACUGUGUGUCGUGCUGGUGAAGUUCUAAAGCCUGAACAAGCUCGCAUACUGAAAUUGCUUGGCCAUGAAAUGGCAGUUUUCAGGCUUGUUAUGAAGGCUAUGUGGUCAAAAGAUGGUACAUUUGAGAAAUUCAAGAGAAAGAAAGAAGAAGAUGCAAUAGCAGAUCAUGAUGAUGAAAUGGAUGAUGCUGAAAUGGAAGAGUAUGCUAGCGAAGAAGAAAAUGAAUAGUAUUACCUGACUGAUUUACAUUUUAAUGUUCGUACUUAUAACUGUAAAUAUUCUACCUGGCGUUACAAAAACUUCAAACAUUGUAAACUCUAUUUUAUGUAAUUAUGAAUUCAGUGUACUGUGCCAGUAUGUGACAAUUGCAGUGUUGCAGUAUUUUUAAAGAAACCAACUGAAGUAACCUAUAUACAUUUCAUAUAUUUAUAUCAGCAUAUAUUGUAACAAAAUUGAUGUAUGUAAUAUCUAAAUUUCUGAUGCAACUCAUUUACUAUUGUGAUAUUGCUGCACACUUGGAAUUUUGUGAACUAUCGAAGUGGAAAAUAUCUGGUAAUUACAAUUUUUCAUAACCAGCAUAAAUUUACUUUUUAAUACAGUAUUAAAUGAUUGUAAUCUCAUGUAUGUGAAAGUGAGAAGCUCGGGUAAGUUCACCUUUUGUGGAAUAUUGAGGGUGUGAGUUAAUGGAUCUACUGAUAAUUUUUGAAUGACAAUCUGUCACACUGGCUGUAGUUAGUUGUAUUAAAAAGACCUACGUUAAAUGAAGACACCUGAAGUAGACAAAAUACCUCAGAAUUAUUAGGAUCUUCGAGAGAACGUACCUUGACGGGUGACAGAGAUAAUGAGACAAAUGUAAUACCCAGUAACUUCAUCAAGAACGUUACAAUCCCAGUACCAAAGAAGCAAGUGAUUUACAGAAUCAUCAUUUUAAUAAGUCAUGGUUUCAAAAUACUAAUGUGCAGCACCUAGAGAAGAAUGGAAUGACCAAUAGAAACUGACAUCAGAAAGAUCUUUUUUGCUUCUGGAGAAAUGUAGGCAUGCAUAAAACAGUACUAGCCUACGGCUCAUCUUGCGAGACAGGUUGCAUACAGACAAACCUACAUCUUUAGCAUUUGGAUUUAGAAAAAUGCUUUUGACAAUGUUGACUGUAAUGACUUCUUGAAAUUAUGAAGUUGUUUCAGGUAUAGGCUGAAACCUGAAAUUGAUAUAAGUGAGAUUUUUUUGGGAAAAUUUAAGUGUACAUCAAAAGGAUAAGCUAAUGGGAAAUGGAGGUGGUGAUUUUGUUGCAGUAGACUAGAAACUCAAAUCCACUGUGAUAGAGAUUGAAGCUGCAUGUGAGAUUGUAAGGGCAAGACUCAAUAUCAGGAGUGGGCAUAAAAUAGUAAUUACAUCCUCCAGUUGCCCGCCAGACUCAUCUCCUGAUGUAACCAAAUCUUUGUAAAAAAACUUCAGUUUACUUGUAUAUAAUUUACCCAAUCAUACUGCAAUUGUCAGUGGAGACCUAAAUCGUCCAGCAAUCAACUGGGAAAAUUACAGCCUUUUUAGUGGUGGGCUUGAUAACACAUCCUGUGAAACAUUACUAAAUGCUUUCUCUGAAAACUAACUAGAACAGAUAGUUCGAAACUCCACUCCUGAUGGAAAUAUACUGAAUCUAAUGGCAACAAAUAGAUCUGACCUUGAGAAUGUCCACAUCAGACCUGAUAUCAAUGACCAUGACGAGGUUGUGACAACAAUGAUUACCAAAGUACAAAGGACAAAUAAAAUAAGCACAAAGAUUUAUAUAUUCAGUAAACUAGUUAAAAAAAAAAUCAGUAGUGUCAUAUCUCAAUGAGGAACUUGGAAACAUUCAGCACUGGGCAGGAGCAUGUAGAGGAACUAUGGCUCAAGUUUAAAAGAAUAUUUUACCUUUCACUGAAUAUGUAUGUACCCAGUAGUAAGGAGAGGUCCCCUCAAUCAUAUACAGUCACUAAAGAAACAGAUUAGUACAUAAUAGGUGUAAAACAAUGCUUAGUACUAUAGAGACAGAGAGAGAUGCAGAAUGAGACGCGUGUGGUUGUCAGGAUGGCAAUGCACGAAGCCUUCAGCGACUACCAUAGCAGGAUAUUAUCAAAUGAUCUUUCACAAAACGCAAUGAAAUUCUGAUCGUGUGUGAAGGCUGUUAACGGCACUAAAGUUAUUUUCCAGUCCCUAGCGAAUGAGACAAACUGAAAUUGAGGACAGCAAAGCAAAAUCUCUGUUUUCAAAUGUACUUUUACAAAGAAAAACCCAGGGGUUUUGCACCAGUUUAACCCUUGUACCAUGGAAAGAUGAAUGAAAUAAGUAUUAAUGUCAGUGGUGUUGAGAAACAGCUGAAAUCAUUAAAAUUUAACAAAGCUCUGUGGCCUGAUGGAAUCCCUCUCAGAUUGUAUAUUGAAUUUGCCUCUUCUAACUAUAAUCUGCCAUAGAUCCCUGGAACAAAUAACCAUGCUCAGUAGUUGGAAGAAAGCACAGGUAACACGUAUCUACAAGAAGGGUGGUAGAAGUGAUCGACAAAACUGUCCACAAUAUCUUUUACAUCAAUUUGUUGUAAAAUCUUAGACACAAAUUCUUAGCUUAAACAUAAUGAGGUAUCUUGAGCAAAAUGACCUCCUAUAUGCCAACCAGUGUGGAUUCUGGAAACAUCGAUCAUUCAAAACCCAACUCGCACUUUUCACUCAUGACAUAUUGAAAGCUUUUGGUCAAGGCAGUUGGUAGAUACAUUGUUUCGUGAUUUCUGAAAAGCAUUUGAAUCAGUACCAUAACCACACACAUUAUCAAAAGUUUGAUCAUAUGGGGUAUCAAGUGAAAUAUGUAACUGGCUUGAGAAUUUUUUAGUAUGGAGGACAAAACAUGUUAUUGUGCGUGGAUAGAGCGUCAUCAUCAGAUAUGGAAGUAACUUGUGGUGUGCCCCAAGGAAGUGUUGAAACCAUUGCUGAUCAUGUUUUAGGUUAAUGACAUUGUGGGCGAUACUAAUAGCAACCUUGUACUUUUUACAGGUGAUGCAGUUAUCUGUAAAGAUUCACUGUCUAAAGAAACUGCAUAAAUAUUCAAUCAGAAACUGAUAAGAUUUUAAAGUGGUGCAAAGAUUGGCAACUUGCAUUAAUGUUUAGAAAUGUAAAAUUGUGCACUUCACAAAACGAAAAAACGUAAUAAUAUCAAUUAUCACAGUUGGAAUUGGCCAACUGAUAAAAAUAGCUGGGGGUAACACUUUGUAAGUAUAUGAUAUGGAAUGAUCACAUAGGCCCAGUUGUGGGUAAAGUAGGUGGUAGCCUUCUGUUUGUUGGUAGAACAGUGGGGAAGUGCAAUCAGUCCAAAAAGGAGAUUGCUUACAAAUCACUCAUACGACCCAUUGUAGAAUACUGCCGAAGUGUCAGGAUAUGCAAUGUAUACAGAGAGGGGCAGUACAAAUGGUCACAGGUUUGUCUGAUCAGUGGGAGAGUAGUACAGUGAUGCUGGAGAAACUGAACUGGCAGACUCGUGAAGAUAGACAUAAACUAUACUGAGGAAGUCUAUUAACAAAGUUUCAAGAACCAGCUUUAAAUGAUUACUCCAGGAAGGUACAACCACCUCACAUGUAUCACUCGUAUAGUGACCUUGAGGACAAGAUGAGAAUAAUUACAGCAUGCACAGAGGCAUUCAGUCAGUCCUGCACUCCAUACAUAAAUGGAAUGGGAACAUACUCUAACAACUGGUAUGAUGGAAUGUACCCUCUGCCAUGCUCUUCAUGGCGAUCUGUAGAGUAUGGAUGUAGAUAACAAAGGUGCAGCAGUAAGUUACAAAAAAGUUGUGUAGAAACCAGACCAGAUUCUGAGGGAAUGAGUUAGGAAUUGAGACAUUGAAAGUAGCAGAGUGUUUAUAUUUGGGCAGCAAAAUAAGUUAUGAUGAUGACCAAAAUAGAGAUGAUACAGAAUGCAAACUGGCAAGAGAAAGGACAUUGUUACUGAAAACCACAAAUUUGUUAAUGUCUAAUGUAAAUUUAAAUGAAAAAUCCUCUCUGACGGUAUUUGUCUGAAACGUAACCAUGUAUGGAAUUGAAAUGCGGGUGUGAAACAUUUAAGACCAGAAGAGCAUAGAAGCUUUUGAAAUGUGGUACUACAAAAGAAUGCUGAGGAUUAUGUGGGUAGAUUAACGUCAGAUACGCAAUUCUGUCUCAUAAUUUAUUAGUUUUCUGGGUUGAAUUUUUCUUUGAUAAUUAAGCACCUGAGUGGUAGAUAGUGAAAGUCAUUUUUCACUAUAAUAUUAUAUUUGUGAAUGUUGCUGCUGUUUUGAACUGUGAUUGACUGUUGACAACAAACGUCAUAAGGUAGCUUGUGUACUGUGAGUCUUUUGGCAGUAUAUGCUUUCUAAAACAGGUUAUAAGAGUGGACACUGGAAACCAUAGUUUUUCCUUAUUACAAGCUCCUGUGUAACAAAUGCCAGUUGACCCAAAAGAUGAUACCAUAAAAUAUAAGUCAACCAAAAUAAAAAAAUGAAGUCAACGUUUUGUCAGUUGCAACUUGAAAUAGUGUGGUCAGGCCUUCUGCUGUUACAAAUUGAAUUUAUUGUUUUUCGUAAGUUGAAUGUAUAUAUUCCUGUAUUUAUAUAGUUCUCAUACAUACCUACAUAACAUACAAACUCCAUUUGACUUUUUGUACAUUCUGAUGUUAAGCAUAUUUAAUUUAUUGAGAUUUAUUGCGAGUGUACCUUCACAUAUGUACUGGCUGUUUAGUCAAAUGUGAUGUGAAGCUCGAGGCUUGUGGUAAGGGCUAGAAAAAUUACUAGUCAAAAUUACAUACAAUAAAUGUAUAGCAACCUGUUUGGACAAUUUUUUUUUUCUUUCUUACAAGAUAUUGAGGCUGUGGACCCUCCAGAAGAACAGAAUUCCGUGGUAAUAACUUUACAUUAUUGGUAUGAGAAAAUUGCUAUGUUAGUCUUGUGUUGUGAUCAGACUAGUUGUAUGAUACAAAAUACUGAUGUUCUGAUAUUAUUUCUGUGAGCAGAGUAAUGAGCAACAAAAGUAAGUUAUUUGAGAACAGUAUUAAUUAUAGUCACUGCUUAUUGUAGAAUGUCAUACAAAUCAGUGACUUGUAGUAAGUCAAUCAUAUGGUGAAUUGUGUUUUAUUUAUCUCAUGACGUACAUUUGCAAUUCAUUUGGCUCGCAUACAGGAGUCUGUGCAUAUUACAUGACCUCCAUAAUAGAAUGGAAGUGUAAUAUGGAAAUAAAGUGCAACAAGUUAUUCAAAUCA
Messenger RNA from Schistocerca nitens (vagrant locust), 5897 nucleotides. It is a transcript of the gene RpLP0-like, whose product is annotated as mRNA turnover protein 4 homolog. Lineage: Eukaryota; Metazoa; Arthropoda; Insecta; Orthoptera; Acrididae. Gene Ontology annotation, molecular function: RNA binding. The record is from RefSeq and is a predicted model, not a curated record. Bases 136 to 882 code for a protein of 248 amino acids. The transcript is spliced from 5 exons. Gene Ontology annotation, cellular component: preribosome, large subunit precursor; nucleolus. Gene Ontology annotation, biological process: rRNA processing; ribosomal large subunit assembly; ribosomal large subunit biogenesis.